ACGGUUUGACGCCGGAACUGGUCUUUCCUGCACUACAUCUCUACCACGCGCACUCGCGUUUUGAAGGCAACGCUGCAAUCUCCACUGCUAAGCUUGACAUGUAGUAUUUUUUUUUCUCUACUGCCGGCAAAGCGGACUUCGAAGCUGCGAAUCUUUGAAGCUUUGACCACUUCCGCAAUUUGUUUCCUACGAUCACGGACCUAGGACGUGAACUUACGUACGGCAGCGUUGGGAAUUGUUCUGUUUGCGCACCCGGAUACUUCAGUGCGGCCUGUGCAGUGCUUAGACCACCGGCCCUUGCGAGACGAGCCGCUUGCCCACGUGGAUCGUCGCCGCAGCGGUGAAGCGUUAGAGAAGUGCCUGACUCCGUGUCAAGGAGACUGCACUCUCCAGUCACUGGAGCGGACUACGUCUUCUUGUGAGUGUCGGUGCAAAAGACAUCCCCUGUGCACGGCAGGGUAUGUCCAAGUCAAGGGCACUCUGGUGGCUUCUUUGCUGGACUAUCAGCUGCCUGUCGCUCCAAGGGGCUCUCUGCGUGGCCAUCUGGAAGCUCUCGGUGCCGCGCUGGGUACCGAAUGGGACCGAGGAGCCCGUGUUAUUGGACUGCGAGUACGUGUACAACGAACACGACGUGAGGCUCGUGGUCAAGUGGUUCUUCAACGACCUCCUGGAGCCCGUGUACCAGUGGAUACCGGAGCUGAACUCGCGGCAGGCCAGCGGAAUCCUGGCCGGUCAUCUGGACGACUCCUCGUACACGGGGCCCUCGCAGUACAGGGCACUCCGCAUCAUACGGCCCACCACGGAGAUGAGCGGCCUUUACACAUGCGUUGUUUCUUCACUGGCCGGCAUUGACUCGAGGCAGCAGUCAAUGAUGGUCUACGUGCCGGCAAAAAACUUCACGCUGACGUACGUGACUACAGCAGUGCCAGCCGCGUCGCCCCCUGCCGCCUCCUCCCUGGGAACGGCGGCGCGAGCGCGCGUUGGUGCUCCCGCCGACAUCACCUCGUCAGCAGGCUCGACAUCGAGCGGCCGCUCGGGUGCCGGCGGACCCAUGGUCGAGGUGCACUGCGAUGCCCUGGGGUUGCACCCGCGUCCCACGCUGCGGUUGUUCAGCAUCACCCCGGACAUGCGUCGCACUGAGGUCCAGCGUGGACGGACGCGCAAGACGAACGGCACGUACGACAUCGAGCUUUGGCGCUCGUUUAACGCCGAGCAGCUGCCGCAGUCCGUGACCUUCGAGUGCGUACUCGAGAUACCCGGCACCGACUACGAAGUCCGCAGGCGGACGGUGUAUAGUCCCGGUGAGUGGACGCGUGACAUCAGCUGA
Molecule: messenger RNA, 1327 nt
Organism: Rhipicephalus sanguineus (brown dog tick)
Lineage: Eukaryota; Metazoa; Arthropoda; Arachnida; Ixodida; Ixodidae
Exons: 3
Coding region: 461-1327 (288 amino acids)
Source: RefSeq, a predicted model, not a curated record